This is a messenger RNA of Pseudo-nitzschia multistriata, 1485 nucleotides long. The record is from the annotation of a GenBank genome assembly. NCBI's taxonomy places the organism in Eukaryota, Bacillariophyta, Bacillariophyceae, Bacillariales, Bacillariaceae.
AAACGAAAAGUUGUUUCUGCAUAGUUCACAAACGCAAGCAACAAGCAUUUUCCCCAUUCAUCUUCUAUUGAAACAGUUCUUCGGUUAGAGUUCAUCGCUUUCACACAACACACAAAAUGCUGUUUGCGGCUACGAAUCACCACAUUAUCCGCCCGAUAUUGGUGGGAUCUCGAGCAGCGCGGCAGCUAUUUUGCCGAAACGCUAGGCCCAAUCAGGCCGUUAUGCUCACCCGUUCCUUCGCUUCCGCGGGCCCAGAMAACCCCACGAAACUGAUCAUCAAUGCCGUUGGGACCGACCGCCUCGGGAUCGUCCACGACAUGACGAAGGAGGUUAUCGAUGCUGGCGGAAACGUAGGGGCAUCCCAGGCGGCCCGACUGGGAAAAUACUUUUCGCUGAUGAUGCUGGUGGAGGUUCCGGCCAGCGCCGUCGAACCUCUCGAGGAAAGCCUGCGGACUAUGAAGGACCUAUCUGCGAGCGUAUGUGUAGCUAAGGACGACGAUGACAGCGAUAAAGUUGCUGAGACCGAUUCCUCGGGUAACACGAUUGGAUACCAGGGGGCACUCAGCCUGGAGGUAAGACCUUGUUUUUGUUGUUAUUUUUGUCAACUGUUUGGUAGUGCCCUUGCUGGCAACCAUCGUAUUGUAUCACCUUGCCGCAGCUGUCUUUCAUCGAGAGAGAACCAAACCGCACUAAAAACGAUUUCCUUUUCUUGCUUUCGCCUGGUGGCUUCCUUUCCGUUCUUCUUCUGUAGGGAGCCGAUCACCCCGGUAUCGUCAACAAGGUGACAAAAAUAUUAUCCUCCAACGGACUGAACAUCGAUUCGCUGGAAACUACGGACGAGCUGGCUCCCGGAGGAGGAACGGGUGAGUACACAUCUGUUUGAAGUUUUCGGGAUAGAUACCAAAUUAWUUCGAGAGAAACCACCGCUGCAGUUACCAAAAUAAACUCACAUACAUUAUAUUCGAUUAUUUUAUUGGUUGGCACCUUCCCUUGUAUUCUUUGCCUUGUAUGGAUUUGUCGCACCUUGAAUUGAAUUUUGCCAAACAGUCCUCUUUCGCAUGAUUGGCAUAACACACGCUUAUGAACCCUUGUCUGCGGGAUUCGACGUCGAAAAGAUCAAGCAAGAACUCGAAGACCUAGGAAACGACCUCAAUUGCGACAUCGAAUUGAUUGACUUAGAGGAAUGAACGAACAAAGAUCCUCAGAAUCGUGGUGCAACACCGUAGGUUUUUCUCGGGUGUAGGUUUGCUUUCCGCGACUGUUUUGAAAAUGAAGGAGUCCCACAUUUCACGAAGUGCGCUAAUCUUUCAUAACACAGGCAAGCAUACGAUCAUCUCGUUUUGUUACAUUUUUAGAUUUUUCUAUAGUACCAGCUACUGGGUUUUUGACAUCUGCAACGCAGCAAUGAAACAACCAAUUCUCACGAAGAGAGGUAAAAGUUAGGAUUGGACCAUGCUUCCACGACCCUGUGCAGUAUACUUGUGU